AUGCCUGAUGUUAUAUAUGGUUCCUGGCACUACACUCGUGGUAAAUCUGAUGCCCUCAAUCUAACUGACAGUAAGCCUGUUAAUUUACAUGGAGUGCAGCAUCUUGGCAGUGAAGGUGGCAAAUACACUGUUUCAUUAGAAGUGAAAGAUGUGACAAAUCGUUUUUCUCUUGUAAAGAAAACAGGAACGUAUUUCUCCAAGAAAGAUGAGACAGAUGUUUACUAUGGAUUUGAUGUCAUGUUUGAUCAACCAAUUUGCCUUGAAGCAGGCAAAGCAUAUGAGAUUGUAUCUCUUAUCAAAGGUCCACUAUGGUGGCAUGUGACUAAGGGGAAGGAAUCUGACGAAGUUCAAGGAAUCCAGCUUUCAUAAAGCAAUUCACCUGCUUCUUUAAAUAGUACUUGUGUAAGUAAUGGCCAGUUUUCUGCAUUUAUUUUCAGCAGAAAGCAGUUUAGUCAGCUGAUGACAUUGUUACUUUAUCAUCGAGGUGGCAGUCUGCAAAUUUUCAUUUCUUUAUUUAGGGAAAAGCCUCAUAAAACAAGAGUCAAACAAGGCAGAUUCUCUCAAAGAGAUACCUGGUCCGUGCACACUUCGGCCAAUCUAAUUUUUCAUUUUUCCAACAAAAACGGGAAAGGGACACAUUACUUAUUCUUAUUAUAUUUACAUAUUUUAAAGUACCAAAAAAAAUAGAAAAAAGAAAAUGGUCAGGAAAAUCGAUCAUUUUUCGUUUUUCUAAUUUUGAAGUUAAAUUCAAAAAUACAAAAAAUACUGUAAACGGUUAAAAGUGAUAUUUUGCUAUUUUUUAUUUUUUUGCUUUUGUUAGAAAAGUGAGGAAAAUGAAAUAAUUUCCGAUUCCUAGAUGAUUUUUCUAUUUUUCCGUUUUUCCCAAAAAAUAGAAAAUCGGAGACUUUAGUCUUCUUCGCGGUUGUUUUUGGGGUCGUCAGGCAACGUUCCUUCGCACAAACGGCUGCUUCUUUCGAACUACCGUUCCUUUCCCUUAUGUAACCGAUAUGCCUCUUGAUGUGACCAAUCCGAAUUUGCUUCUCAUAUCCAAACUGUUCGCAGCGUUAGGAACUAGCCAAUCACAGUGCGUGUCUUAUAUUGGGGAGGAGCGUUGUGUUACGACCCUAAAAACGGCUGCGAAGUUGACUAAGGUGGGUUAUAUGAUUCGCGUAUUUUUUUCUAUUGGACCGGACUAUCAGCCAGAUCAGUUAAUCCCUAAAUGGUAUGUGCGGUAGUGAUGGUUUUUAAUAAACAUUUGCAGAAAAGGCUAAUAUUUCUUUUUUCGUAUCCGGUCUGGCCGACCAGUUCUAAUUUUUGGAAAGUGUCCUAAGGUCUAGACCAAACAUCGAACUUUUCAUGAGGCGAAUCAAAGUCUGUUGGAUCAGAAGUCGAAAUUUGGACGUGUUGACUUCUAUAAUCAACUGAAUCAGAUCAGCAAUAAAUUUCUCCCGAAUGAGGCUAAAUAUACAUUAUCAUACAAAUUGUUAAUUUAUUAGUUUAGUUCCUGGCAUGUGAAGGUCGAUGUUUGUCCCAACGGAUUCUAUCCGUCUGAAGCAGAUGGAUAGAUCGUGUUGGACGAUCCAGGCACAUUCAGACAAACUUAAGUGAGCCAUACGUCGAACUUUUACUGCCAGAAUUAUAGCUGGUUUAUAUCUAUACAUUAUAUAGUCUGUAUAGUUAACCACUACCAUAUCCAGUUCAUGAAAUAGGGUGGGCUCGGAAGAUGGUGCUGGCUUUAAUUUUGAAGUUGCUCAAACUUCAAAAGCUGCUGAAAAGUUGCCGUGCAAAUUUUAUGUACGUGUACCUUAUCUUUGUUAUUCGUUACUUCUGCCGAAUAAAUCAUAGGUGUAAUAAAUAUGUUAUUUUAAACACGGAAUUACUGCUUUGUCUGGUCUGGCCCUAUUUAAUAGUCUAUAUGCGAAAAAGACUAUAAUUCAAACAAAGAAUGGGUGACCUGUGCCAAACCCGCGAAGAACCCGGGUACUAGAUUUAGAAACGUAGAGUACUUGAGAGGACGGGAAGGUUAACGAUGGUGCAAACUACGUAUACGUUGUAAUCAGAAGGGUGUAAUCACUGCAAUGGCUACUCUUGAUGAUAACUGGCAGACAAAACGUCCAUCUAUCAGCGAGAGAACCAAAUUUAUUUUCAAUAACGAGUUAUUAAGUGAUGUGAAGUUUGUAGUUCCUACGUCGCAUAACGAUUUAAGUGAAAGCCGGAAGAGUCAGAAGUGCAUUCCAUCUCACAAGUUUAUACUUGCAAUCAGCAGCCCUGUUUUCUAUGCCAUGUUCUACGGUGAAAUGGCGGAGACUUCAGGCACUAUUCAACUGCCCGACUGUGAUUAUGAGAGUCUCUUGGAGUUGUUUCGUUUUCUGUACAGCGAUAAAGUGAAAUUGAGCGGAAGUAAUGUCAUGCAAGUUCUCUACUUGGCAAAGAAAUAUCUGGUACCUUCACUCGCUGAUAAGUGCACUGAAUAUCUUCGGGACCAUCUAGAGGCGUCGAAUGUGUUCUCUGUUCUGCCGCAGGCUCAGAAAUUUGAGGAUAAAGAUUUGGAAGAACGGUGCUGGGAAGUAAUUGAGACGCAAACCGAGAAUGCUUUGACGUCGGAAGAAUUUGUCACGCUUGAGAGGUCUCUUGUUGAGUCUGUCGCGAAAAGGGAGAGAUUGAAUGUAAAGGAAGUGGAUUUAUUCAAGGCUGUUGAUCGCUGGGCCACCAAAGAAGUGGAAAGGCAAGGGCUUACCCUUGACGGCGUGGUCAAAAGAAGGCUUCUUGGAGAGGAAACUGUGAAAGCAAUAAGGUUUCCAGUGAUGUCGCAGAAGGAGUUUGCUUCAGUUGUUGUGGAUUGUGACAUUCUGACUAAAAAAGAGAUUGGUUUGAUGAUGAAACAUUACGGUGGUGUCGGUUUAGAGACUUAUUUACCAUUCAUGCAUUCCCCUAGACAGUCUAGACAGCGUGAUGCUUGGCUUUUGCAUCGAGUUUACAGAUUUGAAAGUGUAAGCCAGCCUGAAAUGCCGUGUGGUUUCUUUCGUGGCUCCUGGAACUACGCUCGUGGUGAAUCUGAUGCCCUUAAACUUACUGCCAGUAAACCUGUCACUUUACAUGGAGUGCAGCAUUUUGGUGAAGGUUACAAAUGUUACAGUGUUUCAUUAGAAGUGAAAGAUGUGGCAAAUGGUUAUUCUGUGGCAAAAACGAGGGGCACGUUUGUCUCCAAGAAAGAUGAGGCAAAUGGUUACUAUGGAUUUGAUGUCAUGUUUGAUCACCCUGUUUCCCUUGACCAGGGUAAAACGUAUGAGAUUGUAUCACUUAUCAAAGGCCCGCCAUCGUGGCGUGUGAUACACGGCAAAAACUCGGACGAAGUUGAAGGAAUCCAGUUUUCAUUCAGCAAAUCAGCUUCUUCUAGGAAUGGAACUGAUGUUAACCUUGGCCAGUUUCCUUCAUUUAUUUUCAGCAGAGUGUCGUUUAAUUCUUAA
This is a messenger RNA of Porites lobata, 3467 nucleotides long. The record is from the annotation of a GenBank genome assembly. NCBI's taxonomy places the organism in Eukaryota, Metazoa, Cnidaria, Anthozoa, Scleractinia, Poritidae.